AUGGUUCAUACGACGUGUGCAGUGAGAGAUUGCAAGUCGUCAUCUCGCAUAAAUAAAGACCUGCGAUUUCACCAAAUUCCGCACACGGAAGAAAGAUGCAAAUCAUGGCUGAAAGUUAUUGGAAGACCUAAUUUAGUUGGAAGAACUUUCAAAAGCAUAAAGAAUACGUACAUUUGCAGUUUGCAUUUCGAAAAGAGUAUGUACGGGAAGAAAUUACUUAAGAAAACAGCUAUACCAACGUUAUUUUUACCAACCAACGACUCGAUCCAUACACAGACUGAUCCUAAAGUCAAAAUUUUAAGUGAUGUAAUAUUGGAACUCUCCGAUAAACGCCAUGUUUUAAUACCAAAAAUAGCUCGAAGAGACCAUGAAUUAGUAGGUUCUUCAUCACAAAAUUCAGAACACACAAACACUAAGAAAUAUAUAGGUAUAGAUUUUAGUUCUCAGACACCAGCACGAUUGACUGACUUUACUCCCCGAAAAAGUAAACUUAGAAAACAAUUGUUUAAAAUAAGUAAAAAGUUAAAAUGCACUACUAAAAAUAUGAAGAUGUUACCGCGGAACAGUUUUUGA
Molecule: messenger RNA, 573 nt
Organism: Parnassius mnemosyne (clouded apollo)
Lineage: Eukaryota; Metazoa; Arthropoda; Insecta; Lepidoptera; Papilionidae
Source: the annotation of a GenBank genome assembly